Messenger RNA from Charadrius vociferus (killdeer), 2317 nucleotides. Its product is annotated as sodium/calcium exchanger 2-like. Gene Ontology annotation, cellular component: sarcolemma; postsynapse; axon. The record is from RefSeq and is a predicted model, not a curated record. Lineage: Eukaryota; Metazoa; Chordata; Aves; Charadriiformes; Charadriidae. Gene Ontology annotation, biological process: cell communication; calcium ion import across plasma membrane; sodium ion transmembrane transport. Gene Ontology annotation, molecular function: calcium:sodium antiporter activity.
CUGCCCGUCUGGCAGCCCGACAACCCCUCCUUCGGCGACAAGGCCGCCCGCGCCAUCGUCUACUUCGUGGCCAUGAUGUACAUGUUCCUGGGGGUGUCCAUCAUCGCCGACCGCUUCAUGGCCUCCAUCGAGGUCAUCACCUCCAAGGAGAAGGAGAUCACCAUCACCAAGGCCAACGGGGAGACCAGCAUCGGCACCGUGCGCAUCUGGAACGAGACGGUCUCCAACCUCACCCUCAUGGCUUUGGGUUCCUCGGCCCCCGAGAUCCUCCUCUCCGUCAUCGAGGUCUGCGGCCACAACUUCCAAGCGGGCGAGUUGGGACCCGGCACCAUCGUGGGCAGCGCCGCCUUCAACAUGUUCGUGGUCAUCGCCGUCUGCGUCUACGUCAUCCCCAGCGGCGAGAGCCGCAAGAUCAAGCACCUGAGGGUCUUCUUCGUCACCGCCUCCUGGAGCAUCUUCGCCUACAUCUGGCUCUACCUGAUCUUGGCCGUCAUCUCCCCCGGGGUGGUGCAGGUCUGGGAGGCCCUCCUCACCCUCAUCUUCUUCCCCGUCUGCGUGGUCUUCGCUUGGGCGGCCGACAAGCGCCUCCUCUUCUACAAGUACGUCUACAAGCGCUACCGCGCCGACCCCCGCAGCGGCAUCAUCAUCGGCACGGAGGGCGAGCUGCCCAAGGGCAUCGAGAUGGACGGCGGCUUCCCGGGUGAGCUGGACGAGAGCCGGCGGGAGGUCAUCCAGAUCUUGAAGGACCUCAAGCAGAAGCACCCGGAGAAGGAGCUGGAGCAGCUGGUGGAGAUGGCCAACUACUACGCUCUGCUCCACCAGCAGAAGAGCAGAGCCUUCUACCGCAUCCAGGCCACCCGCAUGAUGACCGGCGCCGGCAACAUCCUCAAGAAACACGUGGCCGAGUUCUCCAAGAGGUCCUCCACCCUCCUGGAGGUGCCCUCGGACGCCGAGGAGGAGACCUGCAGCCGGAUCUUCUUCGAGCCUUGCCUCUACCACUGCCUGGAGAACUGCGGCUCGGUGACGCUCUCGGUGGCGUGCCAGCAGGGCGCCGAGGCCAACCACACCUUCUACGUGGACUACAAGACGGAGGACGGCUCGGCCAAGGCGGGUUCCGACUACGAGUACAGCGAGGGGACGCUCAUCUUCAAGCCGGGGGAGACGCAGAAGGAGCUGAAGAUCGGCAUCAUCGACGACGACAUCUUCGAGGAGGACGAGCACUUCUUCGUCCGCCUCCUCAACCUCCGGGUGGGCGACGCCGAGGGCAUGUUCGAGACGGAUUCGGCCGAGCACCCCAAAGGUCGCUUGGUGGCCCCUCUGGUGGCCACCGUCACCAUCUUGGACGACGACCACGCCGGCAUCUUCACCUUCCAGGACCGGCUGCUGCACGUCAGCGAGUGCCAGGGGACGGUGGAGGUGACGGUGGUGCGCAGCUCGGGCGCCCGCGGCACCGUCCUCCUGCCCUACCGCACCCUGGAGGGGACGGCCCGCGGUGGCGGCGUCCACUACGAGGACGCCUGCGGAGAGCUGGAGUUCCGCAACGACGAGACCGCCGGGGCGGUGGGAGCCUUCGUUAGCGCGGUCGCCGACGGUGACCGUAAGCUCUCGGCGGAGGAGGAGGAGGCCCGGCGCAUCGCCGAGAUGGGCAAACCCAUCCUGGGGGAGAACUGCAAACUGGAGGUCAUCAUCGAGGAGUCCUACGACUUCAAGAACACGGUGGACAAGCUGAUCAAGAAGACCAACCUGGCCAUGGUCAUCGGGACCCACUCCUGGCGGGAGCAUGUCCUGGAAGCCAUCACCGUCAGCGCAGCCGACGGUGACCGUAAGCUCUCGGCGGAGGAGGAGGAGGCCCGGCGCAUCGCCGAGAUGGGCAAACCCAUCCUGGGGGAGAACUGCAAACUGGAGGUCAUCAUCGAGGAGUCCUACGACUUCAAGAACACGGUGGACAAGCUGAUCAAGAAGACCAACCUGGCCAUGGUCAUCGGGACCCACUCCUGGCGGGAGCAGUUCCUGGAAGCCAUCACCGUCAGCGCAGGUGAGGAGGAGGAGGACGACGACGGGCGGGAGGAGCGGCUGCCCUCCUGCUUCGACUACGUGAUGCACUUCCUGACGGUCUUCUGGAAGGUCCUCUUCGCCUGCGUCCCCCCCACCGACCCACCUUACUGCAACGGCUGUGCCUGCUUCGGCGUCUCCAUCCUCCUCAUCGGCAUCCUCACCGCCCUCAUCGGCGACCUGGCCGCGCACUUCGGCUGCACCGUCGGCCUCAAGGACUCCGUCAACGCCGUCGUCUUCGUGGCCCUCGGCACGUCCAUCCCCG